Messenger RNA from Cornus florida, 657 nucleotides. RefSeq lists its product as uncharacterized. The coding region runs from base 133 to 528 and encodes 131 amino acids. The transcript has 5 exons. NCBI's taxonomy places the organism in Eukaryota, Viridiplantae, Streptophyta, Magnoliopsida, Cornales, Cornaceae. The record is from RefSeq and is a predicted model, not a curated record.
UCAAACAACAUUAAUGCCCUUCUAUGUUUUCAUUUUGAUAUCGUAGGCCACCAGAACUGGGAUAACUCGUGAAGCUGCAUCAGUUGACUAUAUAUACACAUACACACACAAAGACUCAGGACACUGAAUCGAAUGGCAUGUAUAAUGCUACAUAAUCACAAAACCCCAAUUUCAGUAUUUAUCUUCUGCGCUUUUUGGGCAUUCAUCGUGUGUUCAAUUGCUCCCCAAAAAGUCCUUGCAAAAUCUGGCAGUCCAAUUUCUGACGUUGAGAUUAGAGAAAAGAAAACCCAGUGUUACGAAGACAUCGAGAGUGGAUUGAGGGGCUUGCAAUGCAAAACUUCGAUUAUAGCAAAGGAGAAUUGCGCUUUGCGAUGUUUGUCUCCGGCUUGUUACGAACUCGUUUACGAGAGCGAUCCGUUGGAAGAGGGAGAGAAAGAUUAUACCAGGAGCCAAGAGUAUAAAUAUUGCAUGCACAAGUUAUCAAUGGGAGAGAACCUGGAUGAUGUUAAAGGUUCCUUCGACCUUUAGUUUAUUCAAGUGUAGGAUGAAAAAAUAGAAAGAAAAAAAAGGAAUGUUUAUAUUUUGUGAAACUUUAUGCACUCCUCUGAAUGAAUAAUCCCUUUCGAAAUUCUCAGACUUGAAUUAUUUUUGAUUCAA